UUUUCCCCGGCCCCCCGUCCUCUCUGUAUUUCUCUCUCCUCUUCUCUCUUUCUCUCUCUCCACCGCAAAACCCCCUCUUUCCUCCUCUAAACUCCUCACCAUUUCGCAAACUUCAUCAUCACUCCUAACAAAGCAGGCGAGCAUAAAUAAGAUCCCCCCCCCCCUUCUCCCUCACUUCCCCCAAAAAUACCCACAUUCUCCCCCAAUUUCACCCCUUCCCGUUUUUCUCUCUCCUCCUCUAUUCAUGGGGAUUCCUUAAAUUCACAGCUCAAAUAUGUCAAUUCGAUAAAAAAAAGCACCCCCAAAUUAUUUUAUUUUUAUCUGGGUAUAUAAUCAUUUUUCACGAUCAAAACAUGCGGGUAAAAGAUAUGCAUCCUCUAUGCUGCAUAUCCUUAGAAGGCGGUGGUAAUAGCCCGAGCCCUGGUAUUGGGUCCCUGGAGCUAGCGCUUUCUCGGGCAGGGAGCCUAAAACGAUGCUCCACCCUACCCGGAUCCAUUACAGGCAAUGUGGGAAGUUUCCGGCGAUCUGAGAUGAACGUUGCCGGGGCUUUAUUUAAAUGGACGAAUUACAGCAAAGGAUGGAGAUCUCGGUGGUUUUUACUACGUGGGGAUGGGUUGCUUUCCUAUUGUAAGAUUCUCUCUCCUCAAAGCCUGAAUUCUCUCUCCUCUUCAUUGGGAGAUGACGUCACUAUCAUCGGUGAUUUGACGUCACCCAGGCUUUUUCGUUUGAAUAGUACCGGAAGGAAGAAGGAUAGCAAGAAAAACUCCGUCGUUCAUCUCAAGGUAUCAUCGUUUCGAGAGAGCAGGUCCGACGAUAGGAGGUUUUACAUAUUUACAGCAACAAAGACCCUUCACUUGAGAACUAAUUCGAAGCGUGAAAGAGCGCUUUGGAUUGAAGCUUUAGCAUCAACUACAAGUCUCUUCUCCCUCAGACCAUUCAAUGAUAAUCUCUCUCUUUCCCCUGACACCAUUUCCAUUUCAACUGAAAGACUAAAGAAUCGAUUAGCCGAAGAUGGGGUCAAUGAUUCACUCGUAAAGGAAUGUGAGCAGAUUAUGCUAUCUGAAUUCGCACAAGUACAACGAAAGCUCAAUUUUCUAUGUAAGGAAAGAUCCAGUUUGCUCGACACAUUAAGGCAGUUGGAGGCAGCUAAUAUUGACGCUGAAGCCCCAGGAAUCAAUGAUAAUGAAUAUCAACUUUCGAAGAACGAAUACUCAAGCCUAGAGCGUUCGAAAUAUAGUGAAUGUAGUACUACUGAGUCAUCUGAUGACACCGAGAAACAAGACGUGGAGGAGGCAUCAGAUGAAGAGGAAUCUUGCUAUUAUGAUUCAAAGGACUUCUUUACUGAAUCUCCAUCUCAUCUUAUUGGCAGUGGUAUGGACACCAAAGGUCAAGGUGCUGAUGUGAAAGAUGCUUGGCCUAAAGAGGCACCAAAUGAAGCUCUAUGUUCACACAUUGAAAGGCGUAUUAAGCUUCCUGAUCCAGUUGAAAAGGAGAAACCAGUCAGUCUUUGGUCUAUGAUCAAAGACAAUGUAGGAAAAGAUCUUACAAGGGUAUGUCUCCCAGUGUACUUCAAUGAACCUAUAUCAUCACUUCAGAAAUGCUGUGAAGACUUGGAGUAUUCUUACCUUUUGGACCGGGCAUAUGAAUAUGGUAAAGCGGGAGACAGUCUUAUGAGAAUUGUGAACGUUGCAGCUUUUGCGGUUUCUGGUUAUGCAUCUACCGAGGGCCGGCUCUGUAAACCUUUUAAUCCUUUGUUAGGGGAAACUUAUGAAGCUGACUUUCCUGAGAAAGGAAUUCGGUUUUUCUCUGAGAAGGUAAGCCACCACCCCACUCUCAUAGCAUGCCAUUGUGAAGGCAGAGGGUGGAAGUUCUGGGCGGAUAGUAACUUGAAGACCAGCUUUUGGGGUCAAACAAUUCAGCUUGAUCCAGUUGGAGUAUUGACUCUUGAGUUCGAUGAUGGAGAGAUAUUCCAAUGGAGCAAGGUUACAACUAGCAUCCAUAAUCUUAUCCUUGGAAAAAUUUAUUGUGACCAUCAUGGGAUGAUGCACAUACGUGGUAACCGUCAGUACUCGUGCAACCUUAAAUUUAAAGGGCAGACUUUUCUUGACAGGAAUCCCCGCCAGGUUCAAGGUUGUGUUGAAGAUGGCGUUGGGAGCAGAGUAGCAACAGUAUUUGGGACAUGGGACGAUAGUAUUUAUUAUCAUAAAGGAGAUGGAAAGAACAAGCGUAAAGAUACAAGUUCAUCAGAUAAUGCUUCCUUGGUUUGGAGGAGGACCAAGCAUACCCCUAAUCUUACUCGAUACAACUUAACUCCAUUUGCCAUUACUCUCAAUGAGCUGACUCCUGGACUUAAGGUAGAUGAGCAGCUUCCCCCAACAGAUUCAAGGCUUAGACCUGACCAGCGUCAUCUUGAAAACGGGGAGUAUGAAAUGGCGAAUGCUGAGAAGCUACGCCUGGAGACAAGGCAGCGAAUGUCAAGGAAACUACAAGAAGAUGGAUGGAGACCCAGAUGGUUUGACAGAGAAGGUGAAGAUGGACCUUACCAUUAUAAAGGUGGAUAUUGGGAGGCUAAAGACAAGGGAAAUUGGGAUGGGUGUCCAAAUAUAUUCGGAGAAAUUGUUGAAGCCUCUGACAACUUCACUGAAGAAUAAACAUAGUUUAAAAAAGAAGCUACGGAAAUCUGAAACUGUUAUAGCAGCAACUACGAGUUACAAGUAUGAUCUGAAUUAUAUUGAAAGCUGCUGCUACCAUCUCAACAACUCCGUUUUCAUGGAACUUGGAGACUUUGAAGAUAACCCACUGCUCACUUUUGCUCAUGUAUGGAGAUUUCAUGGUUGUAGCAGCUAGAAAACAAGCGCAAGGUCGUCAAAAUUACUCUUGUGGACCCAUUGAAAGGUAAAAGAAUGUAAUCCUUCCUGUUAUAUAAUUAGAUGAUUUUUUUGUAUUUUCAGAGGAAUAAAUAUGGAGGGGACUUUUCUUUGGGGGGUGGGGGAAGUUUGGUAAUCACAGGGAUGACUGUGUGAAAUUGUGGUAAUUAUUGCGGCUCAUAAUCUCCAUCAAGGCGUCAACUAGUUCCCAUUUCCCAUUUGUAUUACCUUUUUGUCCUCUCUAUCCUCCUUCAAGUUGUAAAUUUUACAAGUGUAGUAGUUAAAGGAAAGGUCUCAUUGUUGAAGCAACUGUAAUAUUGAUUUCCCAAAUGUGGAUAUCAACUAGUUUAGCUUGUAAAAAGCCAUUGGAAUUAAUGGCUGAAACAUUUGAUCGAAUUAUGUUUGUAACACUACCCCUAGGAAUCAAAAGAAAUUUAUAUUUUUUGGUAA
Molecule: messenger RNA, 3317 nt
Organism: Spinacia oleracea (spinach)
Lineage: Eukaryota; Viridiplantae; Streptophyta; Magnoliopsida; Caryophyllales; Amaranthaceae
Product: oxysterol-binding protein-related protein 2B
Exons: 11
Coding region: 354-2651 (765 amino acids)
Cellular component (GO): cytosol; membrane
Molecular function (GO): sterol binding
Source: RefSeq, a predicted model, not a curated record